CCCAAAUCAAUCCCUUACUGGUGUUUUAUCUGAAAAUAUGUAUGCUAGAUAUCUCUGAUUAUGGCUUUUAUGGAAGCAAUUCUUUUGCAGGGUUUCAGCACAAGUGCUUUACUAGGUGCUUUGCUGCUGUUUGUGGUUGUUUAUCUACUGUUCUCUGGCUCCAGAUCUCAGGAUGAGGAACAAGAACCUCCAGGUCCCAAACCAUUGCCACUGCUUGGGAACCUACUCAUGCUUGACCUCAAGAAAGUCUACGUGAGCCUCUGCGAGCUGUCAAAACAAUAUGGAUCAGUUUUCACUGUACAUUUCGGCCCCAAAAAAGUCAUAGUGCUGGCGGGAUACAAGACGGUCAAGCAGGCACUUGUGAACCUUUCAGAGGAAUUUGGAGACAGAGAUAUCACCCCCAUAUUCCAUGAUUUCAACAAGGGAUUUGGGAUUGUAUUUUCCAAUGGUGAAAACUGGAGUCAAAUGAGACGCUUUGCUCUUUCAAAACUGCGAGACUUUGGGAUGGGGAAGAGAGGAAGUGAAGAUAAAAUCAUUGAAGAAUCAAUGUAUUUAAGAGAGGAAUUUGAGAAGUUUGAAGGAAAACCAUUCGAUACCAGUCUGCCUGUGAGCCUGGCUAUUUCAAACAUAAUCUCAUCGAUAGUCUACGGUAGCAGAUUUGAGUACAGCGACCCUCAGUUACAUGAAAUGGUCCAACGAGCAUACGAAAACAUGAAAAUGGUUGGCUCAGCCUCAAUCCAGCUCUACAACAUGUUUCCUUGGCUUCGUCCAUUUGUGAAGAACCAAAAACAAAUAGUGAACAACCUCAGGGAUAACUAUAAAGAAAGUGAGAAACUCAUAAAAGGCUUGCUAAAGACUUUGAACCCUCAAGAUCCCAGAGGGUUUGCUGAUUCGUUUCUUAUUCAACAGCAAAUUGAAAAGGACUCUGGCAAAAAAGCGACUCUGUUCCACAUGCAGAAUCUAUUUUAUACAGUUAACAACCUGUUUGCUGCCGGGACUGACACUACAACUACAACACUACGCUGGAGUCUUCUGCUGAUGGCCAAAUACCCUCAAAUACAAGACAAGGUCCAAGAGGAGAUUGACAGAGUGAUCGGUGAACAUCAGCCAGUGGUGGAGGACAGGAAGAAAUUACCAUACACAGACGCUGUGAUCCAUGAAACCCAGAGACUGGCCAACAUAGUCCCCACAGGUGUGCCCCGUAAGACCACCUGUGACGUUCACCUCAAUGGAUACCUCAUCAAGAAGGGUACUAGCGUUUUCCCACUUCUGGUAACUGUAUUAAAAGAUGAAAAUGAGUGGGAAACACCACAUACCUUCAACCCAGGACACUUCCUAAAUAAGCAGGGCCAGUUUGUAAAAAAGGAUGCCUUUAUGCCCUUCUCUGCGGGGCGCAGGGUGUGUCUUGGAGAGGGUUUGGCCAGGAUGGAACUCUUCCUGUUCUUCACCUCCCUCCUUCAGGCUUUCCGCUUCACUCCUCCACCUGGAGUGUCUGAAGAUGAUCUGGACCUCACACCAUCUGUGGGAUUUACCCUCAACCCGUCUCCACAUAAACUGUGUGCAGUGAAACGAUCUUAAUCAGACGCUUUCCAUUUGCUUUGGAAUGUAACCUUGUGUUGUAUUGUUAUGGUCACUUAUAUAUCUUUUUUUCUUCACUUUAUUGAUUACAUUUUCCCUUUUAACUGAUGGUUCCUUUAACUGCAAGAUAAGGAUUUUAAAACUAAAAUCUGUGCCAACUGUCAUAAACAACAUGAAAAAUCAAUAAAGAACCUUGUCCAUA
Messenger RNA from Xyrauchen texanus (razorback sucker), 1780 nucleotides. RefSeq names its product cytochrome P450 2K6-like. Gene Ontology annotation, biological process: xenobiotic metabolic process. The record is from RefSeq and is a predicted model, not a curated record. The coding region runs from base 61 to 1578 and encodes 505 amino acids. Gene Ontology annotation, cellular component: cytoplasm; intracellular membrane-bounded organelle. Gene Ontology annotation, molecular function: iron ion binding; oxidoreductase activity, acting on paired donors, with incorporation or reduction of molecular oxygen, reduced flavin or flavoprotein as one donor, and incorporation of one atom of oxygen; heme binding. The transcript is spliced from 9 exons. Lineage: Eukaryota; Metazoa; Chordata; Actinopteri; Cypriniformes; Catostomidae.